UUCAGCAGGUUAUUUGACUUGCGACUUAUCAUCCAUUCAAUCCUGUAACCGAAUAACACUCACCUAUAAAUCCAUAACCCACAAUUUCACGUAAUCAUCCUUAUCACUGACACGACGAAAAUACGAUAAGAGAGCAUGGGAUCGAGCUUAGAAAUUUUGACUCGCCUCAAGAAGAGAUAGUUUCGGAAAUUUAAAGCCGUAGGUCUGCUAACUGAUUACAAGUAAUCUUACUCGAUACAAAAUGAAAACUUAUUCAAGUCUUUAUCGUCAACGCGAAAUACACAACUUUCGCUUUCAUCAGUGGAUCCGUCCCCUUCUUCUGGAAAUCGUUCGGUUUCUUCAAUUCGGGUCAACAUUUCUUAUGCAUCAUUAAUUCGACUUCAGAAAUUUAGACCCAACUCGACAGAUAGAGAGAGAUACGGUUAAAAACCUAGUUUUGCCAACACCUUAAUAUUUGUGCAUUAGUCCUACAUAUGCAAAUUAGCAGUAAUACACAACCUACGAUGGACACGGAAGAAGAAAGUUUAUCAGCAGAGGAAAGAGAAAGUUUCGCCUCUUCUGCGGAAGGACCUCCGCUUAAAGAAUUGAUAACCGAAGAGUUCGAAUUGGGAGAUCGCUCCGACCUGGAAAUUUCCCACUGGUGGAAGACACUGACUUUGAUCAGCUACUUUGUCACGGGUGUGAGCGGAUUAGCCACCAGCAUCGCGUUGGGAGAUGUGCUAGCCGCGUUUCAAAACAGGUGCAUCUUAUACGCUAAAAUCGGUCUGAUUAAUAUGGACGACUUCGACGGGUACAAGCUGACGGAACAAAAUAUCGCCGGCGAUAAGUGGGGUGACACGUAUGACUGUGAAUUUUGUGAGUUUGCGUCGCUAUUUUCCGUGAUUUUUUCGGGGAUGCUGUUCGCCAUGUUUUUACAGUGUGGGAGAGGAGGAAUUACUUCGAAGGGGCUCCGGCGAUCUUGGGAAUUUGUCCCUCUGGCUUUACUGAUAACUGCAAUUUUCUUUAUCAUUGGGACUGUAAUAUUUGCCAAAACAAUUGGAGGAUUUGCAUAUUUUUGUGACUAUAUAGUGCGAGACUCGAACUCGCCGGGGAACAUUACCAAUUGCCCACAAGUCCUCGGAUAUCAUUUUCCAUGGGAUGACCACGGAACAAAUUUGUACACGGAGUACGUUUUGGCACAUGUCGGAGCAACAUUAACCUUCGCAGGAUGGUUUGCAUCUCUCAUCAUUCUCAUUUUCCGAUGCUUACUCGGCAUUGAUUUUGUAGUGUAUCGAAAACGUGUGUAUGCAAAUGUGAACAGAGUUGCAGUUUCAUCAUCAAAAUCUCAAAGAAAAACCAAGAAAAGUGUGCGAUUUCUCGUAGACUCGCAGAAUAAGAAAGCAUCAUCAUCUUCAUCCCAUCAACACAAAAAAUCACGUCGCGAUAAGAAUCUUAUUCGUCAUGAUGAUGGCGACGAGUCGGAUGAAACGUCUUUCACCACCUUUGAUGUCACGGUUGAGACAAAAAAACUAAUUUGAAUGAAAUACAUAUGGAAAUUUUCAAGUUUUCAAAUAUUUAUAUUUGCAAUUUGUGUAUCAAAAACGUUGUGGUUUGCAAUUUCGUCCCAUGGUCUUCGUGGUGUGAUAUGUAUGUAUGUAUAACAGAUUUUGGCAGUGGCCGCGGAAGGGUGUGGACAGAGGGGCAAUGUCCUCACUGUUAUUCGAUGUCCCCAUCAUCUCCCCAUCUUAUAUAAACCCCUCCCUCCCCCAUCCUACAAUGGCAAUGUCCCCACGGCUUCCGCGGCCACUGGAUUUUGGCACAUGCCAUUCUACGUAAGCUGCUGCUGCUAAAAUCUUUGGAAAUGGAAAUGUAUGGGAUCUGUUCCACUCCGAGAUGAGACUUUUUCUACACAGUUCUAAAUAUAUCUAACCUUAUUUCAGUCAGAGUGAGAUUUGCAGAACAGAAUAUGUAGUUCGUUUUACAUAAUUUUGAUCAACUUUCUCAUAGUUUUAUAAAAUUUUAAUUGUGCAAGAUCUUCUACAAGUGAUGAGGAUUUAGUUAAGUAAAGUUUUUUUUAAAAAUAGACGUGAUAUUUUUAUAAGAAAAAAAAUGAAACCGUGCUGUGAUCGACGAACAACGGUCGCAAUGAUCGCAAUGAUUGAUAUGACCUUUGGAGUCAUUUUAUUCGUUCUGUGCUUCCAGUCACUAUUUUUCGUCCCGAUUCCUGCACAAUUUUCGCAUAUGCCUUGGACUCGAUUGCUACUUCUAUUUCCCAUAAUUGUGAACACGUUUCAAAUUUUGAUUUCUUUCAACUUGUUGAUGUCCAUACGACAGAUCGAUCUGUUGAUAUCACUGGCCAAGACGUCGAUCUGGUUGCACGGAGCAUUCAUAACUUUCACCUGUCUCGUGCUCAAGUUUAUAUUCCUGUUCUUCAAUUUGUGGACAAUGAGCCCUUCCGUUUUUAAAAGUGGAGACUCGAGCACCAAUUUUCUCAUGACUUUGACCCUGUGGGAAAUGCUGACCAAGAUCGUGAGCAUAUAUUUGAUUCGAAGUUAUCUGGAAGAACUUAAAUUGGAAGCUUAUCCGCCACCGAAUGUCCAAUUUUAUUCGGUAUACAUUCCUCCAUCAGAGAUAAGCCCGUCACCUUCGUCCCCCUUAAUUUGGACGACGACCACCCCCACACCCACCAAUUGUGCGCCACAAAAUGAAUACAAAUGUUGACCAAUAAACAGUGGCCGCGGAAGCUGUGGGGACAUCUGGGGACAUAUUGACAUUGUAGGAUAGGGGAGGGAGGGGUUUGUAUAAUAUGGGGAGAUGAUGCGGACAUCGAAUAACCCUGGGGACA
This is a messenger RNA of Folsomia candida, 2824 nucleotides long. RefSeq lists its product as uncharacterized. The record is from RefSeq and is a predicted model, not a curated record. NCBI's taxonomy places the organism in Eukaryota, Metazoa, Arthropoda, Collembola, Entomobryomorpha, Isotomidae. The transcript is spliced from 8 exons. Bases 474 to 1517 code for a protein of 347 amino acids.